AGUGUAUCUUCUAAUCUGAAAAAAACCUUCCAUGAAAUCUGAGAGACAAGUAACGACACCCGUCUUCCCGAAAGACUGAAAUGGGGGCUGUCAUUUCGAGGACCCCACGGUUAUGAGCGUCACCCAGGUCCAGAAUGCCUCCUGCUAUGGCGGACGUCCUUGACAUCUGGGCCGUGGACUCGCAGAUCGCGUCCGAUGGCUCCAUCCCCGUGGAUUUCCUCUUGCCCACUGGGAUCUACAUUCAGAUGGAGGUGCCUCGGGAAGCGACCAUUUCUUACAUUAAGCAGAUGUUAUGGAAGCAAGUUCACAAUUACCCCAUGUUUAACCUCCUUAUGGAAGUGGACUCCUACAUGUUCGCGUGUGUGAACCAGACCGCCGUGUAUGAGGAGCUCGAAGAUGAAACACGGAGACUCUGCGACGUCAGGCCUUUCCUGCCGGUCCUCAAAUUAGUGACAAGAAGCUGCGACCCAGGGGAAAAACUAGAUUCAAAAAUCGGAGUUCUCAUAGGAAAAGGUCUGCAUGAAUUUGAUGCCUUGAAGGAUCCAGAAGUGAAUGAAUUUCGAAGGAAAAUGCGCAAAUUCAGCGAGGAAAAGAUUCAGUCGCUGGUUGGAUUGUCUUGGAUGGACUGGCUGAAGCAGACAUACCCACCCGAGCAUGAGCCGUCUGUCCUUGAAAACUUAGAAGAUAAACUUUAUGGAGGGAAGCUCAUCGUGGCUGUUCAUUUUGAAAAUAGUCAGGAUGUGUUUAGCUUUCAAGUAUCUCCUAACAUGAGCCCUAUCAAAGUAAAUGAGCUCGCGAUCCAGAAACGCUUGACUAUUCACGGGAAGGAGGACGAGGCGAGCCCCUGUGACUAUGUGCUGCAGGUCAGUGGGAGAGUGGAGUACGUGUUCGGCGAUCACCCGCUGAUCCAGUUCCAGUACGUCCGGAACUGCGUAAUGAGCAGGACGCUGCCCCAUUUCAUUCUUGUGGAGUGCUGUAAGAUUAAGAAGAUGUACGAGCAGGAGAUGUUGGCCAUAGAAGGUGCCAUACAGCGGAGCUCGUCCACCCCUCCUCUCCCCUUGCCGCCAAAGAAAACGCGAAUUAUUUCUCACAUCUGGGAGAAUAACAACCCUUUCCAAAUCGUUCUGGUUAAGGGCAAUAAACUGAACACAGAAGAAACUGUAAAGGUUCAUGUCAGAGCUGGUCUUUUUCACGGUACUGAGCUCUUGUGUAAAACCAUCGUGAGCUCAGAGAUAUCAGGAAAGAACGACCACGUUUGGAACGAGCCGCUGGAGUUCGAUAUUAACAUAUGUGACUUGCCGAGGAUGGCACGGUUAUGUUUCGCUGUUUACGCGGUUUUGGAUAAAGUGAAGACGAAGAAAUCAACUAAAACUAUUAAUCCCUCUAAAUACCAGACCAUCAGGAAAGCUGGAAAAGUGCAUUAUCCCGUAGCGUGGGUGAACACCAUGGUUUUCGACUUCAAAGGACAGCUGAGAUCUGGAGACGUAAUACUGCAUAGCUGGUCUUCAUUUCCUGAUGAACUUGAAGAAAUGUUGAAUCCAAUGGGAACCGUUCAAACAAAUCCAUAUACUGAAAACGCAACAGCUUUGCAUAUCAAGUUUCCAGAGAAUAAAAAACAGCCUUAUUACUAUCCUCCCUUUGAUAAGAUUAUUGAGAAGGCAGCUGAGAUCGCAAGCAGUGAUAGUGCUAAUGUAUCAAGUCGGGGUGGAAAAAAGUUUCUUGCUGUCCUGAAGGAGAUCUUGGACAGGGACCCCCUGUCUCAGCUGUGUGAGAAUGAGAUGGAUCUUAUCUGGACUCUGCGACAGGACUGCAGAGAGAACUUCCCACAGUCACUGCCCAAGCUGCUGCUGUCGAUCAAGUGGAAUAAGCUUGAGGACGUUGCUCAGCUCCAAGCACUGCUUCAGAUUUGGCCCAAACUGCCCCCGCGGGAGGCCCUGGAGCUUCUGGACUUCAACUACCCAGACCAGUACGUGCGGGAAUAUGCCGUGGAGUGCCUGCAACAGAUGAGUGAUGAAGAACUCUCGCAGUACCUUUUACAACUGGUGCAAGUGUUAAAAUACGAGCCUUUCCUUGAUUGUGCCCUGUCUAGAUUCCUGCUAGAAAGGGCACUUGCUAAUCGGAGGAUAGGACAGUUUCUGUUUUGGCAUCUUAGGUCCGAAGUGCACAUUCCCGCCGUCUCAGUGCAGUUCGGCGUCAUCCUGGAAGCUUAUUGCCGGGGAAGCGUAGGUCACAUGAAAGUGCUUUCCAAACAGGUUGAAGCACUCAAUAAAUUAAAAACUUUAAAUAGUUUAAUCAAACUGAAUGCAAUGAAGCUAAACAGAGCCAAAGGGAAGGAAGCCAUGCACACCUGUUUAAAACAGAAUGCUUACCGGGAAGCUCUCUCUGACCUGCAGUCACCCCUGAACCCGUGUGUUAUCCUCUCAGAGCUCUAUGUUGAAAAAUGCAAAUACAUGGAUUCUAAAAUGAAGCCUUUGUGGCUGGUGUAUAACAACAAAGUAUUUGGUGAGGACUCAGUUGGAGUUAUUUUUAAAAAUGGUGAUGAUUUACGACAGGAUAUGCUGACCCUCCAGAUGCUGCGACUGAUGGAUUUACUCUGGAAGGAAGCGGGACUGGAUCUUCGGAUGCUGCCCUACGGCUGCCUCGCCACAGGAGACCGCUCCGGCCUCAUCGAAGUCGUGAGCACCUCCGAGACCAUCGCUGACAUUCAGCUGAACAGCAGCAAUGUGGCCGCCGCCGCCGCCUUCAACAAGGACGCCCUUCUCAACUGGCUGAAAGAGUACAACUCUGGGGAUGACCUGGACCGAGCCAUUGAAGAAUUUACCCUGUCUUGUGCUGGCUACUGUGUAGCUUCUUACGUCCUUGGGAUUGGUGACAGACAUAGUGACAAUAUUAUGGUCAAAAAAACUGGCCAGCUCUUCCACAUUGAUUUUGGACAUAUUCUCGGAAAUUUCAAAUCUAAAUUUGGUAUUAAAAGGGAGCGAGUGCCUUUUAUCCUUACCUAUGACUUCAUUCAUGUCAUUCAACAAGGAAAAACGGGGAACACGGAAAAGUUUGGCCGGUUCCGCCAGUGCUGUGAGGACGCGUACCUGGUCUUGCGCCGCCACGGGAACCUCUUCAUUACCCUGUUCGCCCUGAUGCUGACCGCCGGCCUGCCCGAGCUCACGUCCGUCAAGGAUAUUCAGUAUCUUAAGGAUUCUCUUGCCUUAGGGAAGAGUGAAGAAGAAGCACUCAAACAAUUUAAGCAAAAGUUCGACGAGGCGCUCAGGGAAAGCUGGACGACUAAGGUGAACUGGAUGGCCCACACGGUGCGGAAAGACUACAGAUCCUAACGGCAGCCUCUGCGCCGAGCGUGGUCGUCGGUUUCGUUCGGUUCCAUUUUGCACUUGCACUAAAUUGAACAUAACCCUGCCAGAGAUGUUAAAAGGGAAUGGAAUCCUGGCACUCAGAUUCAGUGAAGAACAAGACACCCCACAGCACCUGAUCUGAACCCCCUCCUGCUUUAUGAAUGAUUCCAAGACUCAUGAAGACUGUCACCAUUUCGGAUAAUCAUUUCCGGCUGACUUUGCACGCCAAGGAAUGCUACUGGGGACCUCUUUACUUUUCUUUCUAAAGUGUUUGGUACUUUCCCAGAGAGAUGUAAAUACUUCUUUUCAGUGUUGUGACCAAGUGUUACUCAGUCAGCAACUUCCCGGCUCAUGGGAGCCGGAAGCUAUUCUUACUUUCCAAAUAAGGCUUAACAGAAAGGUAUUUUUCUUCCUUUUUAAACUGUGUGAACUACGGAUUAUAAUUUGAGCUUAUAAUUAUUUUUGAAAAGAAAUCUUUUAAACCUGUGGAAACUCAUUAAUUCUCUCGUUAAUAUUUAUCUACCAUGAGAGAUCAUCCCAGCCAGACUUGCUGAAAAUAUACCUGGUAAGGCAAAUAUAAUAUAUAUAAAUAUGCUGCAUCUAUAUUUAUAAAAUUUCUAGUGGGAGUCUGUAUAAAAAGAUGUUUCUUUGGUAUUCGUCAUCCUGUGUUUUAAAGUUUCACAAAAGCAGAGCUUUUUCCUAAGUUACUUUUCAGUUAGUUAACCGUGUCAUCCAGUUCUUCCAACUGCUUCUGUAACGAGGCACGUCUUAAUAUCAUUUUUAUAUAUUAUCUAUGAAAGAGUUCAUUUCAUAGAGCAUAAUACUUGAGCAAAUAUAUCCAAGAAAUGCAAGCAAUGAAAAGAAACCUAUUUAUGGGAUAAACUCCAGACCUGAAAUUCAGUAUUUUAGUAAAAUGCCAGCUGUUCUUACUGUAUUUAUUAAAACUUGUAAUAAUGUGAUUUUUUUUUUUCAAGGAAAUUAGUUCAAAUUGAAAUGAUUCAUGCCACACGGAAGUCUUUAAUUUAUUUGCUGAGGUACCAUGUAGGUAGGGUGCUAGGUGGCAGAUAAGGUUACUAUGUGCAAUAGGAACUACUGGGUUGAAUGUGCGAGUGGAUGCUUCUUCUGAGUGCUGGCGACAUCCAGCGGAACUACUGUUAAUUCUCCAAAGAACAUUGAGAGCUCAGUCCUCAAUGGCGUGGGAGAGAGGACUGAGCAUUUACCCUGUGACUGAGUUUUCUAUAGGAAUUUUAUUGAAGAUUGUUUAAUUUUGUUUUCCUCCUUAAUGUUCUCAGUCAGUCAAAUAAAUGGGUAACUGCUUUCGGCCGUUC
Molecule: messenger RNA, 4672 nt
Organism: Tupaia belangeri chinensis (Chinese tree shrew)
Lineage: Eukaryota; Metazoa; Chordata; Mammalia; Scandentia; Tupaiidae
Gene: PIK3CB
Product: phosphatidylinositol-4,5-bisphosphate 3-kinase catalytic subunit beta
Exons: 23
Coding region: 135-3329 (1064 amino acids)
Biological process (GO): cell migration; phosphatidylinositol-mediated signaling; phosphatidylinositol-3-phosphate biosynthetic process
Cellular component (GO): phosphatidylinositol 3-kinase complex; cytoplasm; plasma membrane
Molecular function (GO): 1-phosphatidylinositol-3-kinase activity; 1-phosphatidylinositol-4-phosphate 3-kinase activity
Source: RefSeq, a predicted model, not a curated record